Loxodonta africana (African savanna elephant) is the source of this 6288-nucleotide messenger RNA. It is a transcript of the gene SCAND3, whose product is annotated as SCAN domain containing 3. Gene Ontology annotation, molecular function: nucleic acid binding. The coding region runs from base 515 to 4495 and encodes 1326 amino acids. Gene Ontology annotation, biological process: DNA integration. NCBI's taxonomy places the organism in Eukaryota, Metazoa, Chordata, Mammalia, Proboscidea, Elephantidae. The transcript is spliced from 4 exons. The record is from RefSeq and is a predicted model, not a curated record.
GCGGCCGAGGGAGGGGGGCGUGUGCGCGGCGACAACCUGACCUCCGCUGCAGGCAGCUCGUGGUGUGGGAGGAGCCCCUCUCGGUCUUGGUCGCCCCCGGCCCAGGCUGCAGGGAGCUACGGCCUUCAGAGCGACCCUCUUUCGUUUCCUUGCCUGGGUGGUAUACCCAGCCCGUAUUUAGGGCCAGCGUGUUCUUGGUAACCUCAGUUUUCUGUCUCACAGGUUACCUGCUGCGCUGUUUGUGACCCUGCAGUUUUAAGGAGUAGUUAGUCCUGUGCUCACUCUUUCCGGUCUUCUUGUCAGAGGAUGACUUCACUUUGUUGAAUAACUCUUGUAACAGCCCUGUGUCGGCACGUAAACAAGUCCUUUUUCAUUGCGUCUAUAGUUUUUCGGUAUUAAUACUGUUUUUCUUAUAGCGAAAACUUUCCUGACCGGCGGGGUGGAAAGCUCAAGUAAAGUUAUCCAUUUGCCUAAAUCCUGACUGGAGGGUACCUUUCUCUGAGCUAAGCUCGGGAUGGCGACACCCUCUGGGGCCCUCCCUGCCUUGAGUGGCCAGGCUUCAGGCGAACAAGGGGAGAUUAUCAAAGUAAGGGUUAAGGAAGAAGACCAUAUUUGGGAUCAGGGAUCCUGCCUACAGAGAAACUUGUCUCAUAUCCGAGAAUUCUCUCGUCAGCGCUUCAGACAGUUCUGCUAUCAGGAGACACCUGGACCCAGGGAGGCCCUGAGUCAACUCCGGAAACUUUGCUAUCAGUGGCUGAGCCCAGAGAUACACACCAAGGAACAGAUCCUGGAGUUGUUGGUGCUGGAGCAGUUUCUGACCAUCCUGCCUGAGGAGCUCCAGGCUUGGGUGCGCGAGCAUAACCCUGAGAGUGGAGAGGAGGCGGUGACUGUGUUGGAAGAUUUGGAGAGGGAGCUCGAUGAACCCAGACAGCAGGUUCCACCAGGCACAUAUGGGCAGGAAGUUCCUAUGGAAGAAAUGACCUCUCUGGAUAUUGCAAAGAAGUCCAUAGGUACCCAGCUCCAUCCUGUGGUGGACAGAAUGGAAUGUGAAUCUCCAGAGCCAUAUUUACUUCAAGAUAAUGGGUCAUUUUCAUGGCUUUCCAUGGUGUCCAAAAGUGUGGGUGAUGAUAACCUCAGUAACUUAGAUGCUAAUGAAGCAGAAAUUGAUCCAGACAACAUGAGAGAAAAGUUCUUCAGAAGCUUAGCAGUGUUAUUGGAAAACAAAAGUAAUAACACUAAGAUAUUUUCUAAAGCAAAGUACUGUCAGUUGGUAAGGGAAGUCAAAGAGGCUAAAGCUAAGGCAAAAAAGGAAUCAGUUGACUACCGUCGCUUGGCUAGAUUUGAUGUGAUCCUUGUCCAAGGAAAUGAGAAACUGAUUGAGGCUGUAAAUGAGGAAACAGGUAAAAUACGGUAUUAUUUACACAGUGAAGAUUUAUUCGACAUUCUGCAUGAUACACAUCUCAGCAUUGGACAUGGGGGACGCACCCGCAUGGAAAAAGAAUUACAAGCAAAAUAUAAGAACAUUACGAAAGAAGUUAUCAUGCUAUACCUGACACUUUGCAAACCAUGCCAACAGAAAAAUUCAAAACCCAAGAAAAUUUUAACAUCACAGCCAAUUAAGGAAGUUAACUCAAGGUGCCAAGUGGAUCUUAUAGAUAUGCAAUUGAAUCCUGAUGGAGAGUAUAAAUUUAUUAUGCAUUAUCAAGACCUCCAUACAAAGCUAAGUUUUUUGAGGUCAUUAAAAUCUAAAAGUCCCAAGGAAGUUGCACAUGCUCUUUUAGAUAUUUUUACAAUUAUUGGGGCACCCAGUGUCUUACAAUCUGACAAUGGGAGGGAAUUUUCAAGCCAGAUUGUUAGUGAACUCAAUAAUAUUUGGCCAGAGUUGAAAAUUGUCCAUGGGAACCCUUGGACCUGUCAAAGCCAAAACUCUAUGGAGAAAGCUAAUGUGGAUAUCCAAAAUAGGAUUAUCUCCUGGAUGCAAGCUAACAACUCAUCACACUGGGCUGAAUUUUUGUGGUUCAUUCAGAUGACGCAAAAUCAACCCUGUCACAGAGACAUGCAGCAGACUCCAUGUGAAGGUACAUUUAGCCCUGAAGCAAAACUGGGCCUGUCUCAUUCUCAGUUAACUGAAGAACUUGUUGCCGGCCUGAACACAGAAAAUGAGUUAGAACAAGCUGACAAAGAGCUAGAAAAUACUCUAAGAGCCCAAUAUGAAGAAAACAUUGAGACUGGAACAGAUAGUAGUGACAUCGAAGAGAAUCUUUUUAUUACUAGGAAGGUGGUGGAAAAAAACUCUUCUGAAAGUAGACCAGGAUUUUUAUCCUGUGUAGUUUGUGAAAAAGAAUGCACAGGUGCUAAGAGUUGUAUAUCAUGGGACAGAAAUGUCCAUGCAAUCUGUGGAGUGCCCUCUCAAAGUGAGACUGAUGGCUAUGGCCACAGAAUAACUUGUAGUCUUUGUUAUAACACCACUCCAGUGAAAAGGAAACAUGAUGAGACUCAAAGAAGUCCGGCUGUUCAACCAUCCAAAAUGCUAAAGCCUUCGGAGACACCGUUUUCACCAGGAAAAGUAGGAGAUUGGAUGGAGAAACAAGCUUCACUGGAUUUUUUUGUCAAGAAAAGACACACCUUUUCUGAAGGCAGCAGUAGUAAGAAAAGAAAUGGUAACAGUGGAAGUCAUUCUGGAGAAGUGAAAACCAAGAAAGCGCAUACUACUUUUACUCGGAAGUAUGAUCCCUCAUAUAUUGAGUUUGGUUUUGUAGCCGUAAUUGAUGGUGAAGUGCUAAAACCACAGUGUAUUAUUUGUGGAGAUAUACUGGCUAAUGAAGCAAUGAAACCAUCAAAACUUAAGCGGCAUUUAUUUUCAAAACAUAAAGAAAUAAGUUCACAACCAAAAGAAUUCUUUGAAAGGAAAAGUAGCGAACUAAAAAGCCAACCAAAGCAGGUGUUCAAUGUUUCACAUAUCAACAUUAGUGCUUUGCGGGCUUCUUAUAAGGUAGCACUUCCAGUUGCUAAGUCUAAAACUCCGUACACAAUUGCCGAAACAUUAGUGAAAGACUGCAUCAAAGAAGUAUGCUUGGAAAUGUUGGGUGAGUCUGCAGCAAAAAAAGUGGCUCAAGUACCGCUUUCCAAUGACACCAUAGCUCGACGUAUUCAGGAACUGGCUAAUGAUAUGGAAGACCAACUCAUAGAACAAAUAAAGCUAGCAAAGUACUUUUCUUUGCAGCUUGAUGAGUGCAGAGAUAUUGCUAACAUGGUAAUUCUUUUAGUAUAUGUGAGGUUCGAACAUGACGAUGAUAUAAAGGAAGAAUUCUUUUUUUCAGCCGCUUUGCCUACAAACACGACUAGCUCAGAACUCUACGAAGCUGUGAAGAACUACAUUGUCAACAAAUGUGGUUUGGAAUUUAAGUUCUGUGUAGGGGUAUGUUCUGAUGGUGCAGCUUCAAUGACAGGAAAACAUUCUGAAGUGGUUGCCCAGAUUAAGGCGUUUGCGCCAGAAUGUAAAACAACGCACUGUUUCAUUCAUCGAGAAAGUCUUGCUAUGAAAAAAAUAUCUGCUGAACUAAAUAGUGUGCUUACCGACAUAGUAAAAAUUGUGAAUUAUGUGAAGGCUAAUGCAUCAAAUUCAAGGUUAUUCUCUUUAUUAUGUGAUAAUAUGGAAACUGAACAUAAGCAACUGUUACUGCAUGCUGAGAUACGGUGGUUAUCACGGGGAAAAAUUCUGUCGAGAAUGUUUGAAUUACGAAAGGAACUCUUAGUGUUUCUGCAAAGCAAGAAACCAGUUUGGUCCCAAAUUUUUAAAGACGUGAAUUGGACAGCCAGACUUGCUUACUUGUCUGAUAUCUUCAGCAUUUUUAAUGAUCUUAAUGCUUCUAUGCAAGGAAAGAAUGCAACAUGUUUUUCAAUGGCAGAUAAAAUUGAAGGACAAAAACGAAAGUUAGAAAUGUGGAAAAACAGAGUUUCUACAGGUUGUUAUGACAUGUUCCAUAAUUUAACAACACUUACCAGUGAAGUAGGUAAUGACCUUGACACUGUGCAUCUGCGAAAAGUUAUCAAUGAACAUCUAACUAAUUUGUUAGAAUGUUUUGAAAUUUAUUUUCCAUCAAAAGAAGAUCCACGCAUAGGAAAUUCAUGGAUCCAAAAUCCAUUUCUUUCAUCAAAAAAUAAUUCGAAUCUAACUGUAACCCUACAGAAUAAGUUGUUGGAGCUGGCUACUGAUGAAGGAUUGAAGAUGAAUUUUGAAAAUACAGCAUCACUUGCUUCAUUUUGGAUAAAAGUUAAAAAUGAGUAUCCAGAACUUGCCGAGAUUGCUUUAAAAACUCUUCUUCUAUUCCCUUCAACAUACCUCUGUGAGGCUGGUUUUUCUACUUUAAGCAUUAUUAAAACAAAACACCGAAACAGUUUAAAUAUCCAUUAUCCUCUGCGAGUAGCAUUGUCAUCCAUUCAACCUCGAUUAGACAAAUUAACAAGCAAGAAGCAAGCUCAUUUGUCACAUUAAAAACUUUAAAUAUUCAUAUAUAAAGUGUCCAAAGUAUGCAUAUAGACAUUUAGUGUGAGGAAUUUGCUAUUUCACUUUUAACUCUCAGUUCAGUUAAAAUUAUAGAACUAUGAAAAACUAUGAGUAUAAUUAAUAGCAAUUCUUUACAUUAAUUGCCUAUAUGUACACUUCCAGUGAAGAAUGUGUGAAGUUUUUAUGAUUCUUUUUAUUUUUUCCUGUCACAUUUGUUAUAUUUAUUAAAAUGUAAUUUUAAAUCUGCUAAUUCUAAUAUCAAAAAUUUGGUCUCAUAUUUUUAUGUCUUUUUUUAUUUUUAUAUUUCAUUAGGGGGUUAAGAUUGUAGAAUGACUUCAGAAUGGGGAAUGAUUUCUUUGAAGUGGCAGACUAGAUCAACGAAAAGAAGUGAAUUCAGGGAGUGGAAUUAGAAUUCAAAUGCAAGGGAAGGGAGCAAUAAGAUGUUAAGCUUAUUAAGCUGAACCACGCUGUAACAUUAGGUUGAAAGUUGAUGUUAAGUUGGUUUGGUAGCUGCACGAUUAGACAAUGUAUAAUUAGGUGACAUGAGAGAAAUACAUUUCUUGCAAUGGCGUUAUGGUUUGGAUUUAUAAUGAUAAAUUCUGGUUUCCUUUGUGUGGGGGGAUAGGACCACAGUGACAAAUUUGUCAGGUGAAGGUUUUUAGGCCUUGUUAAAUUGGACUGCCUUAAAGAUUCUGUGUGACAAGGUUAGAUAUUAUUGGUACCUCAAUCUUUGUUAUUGUUUGCAUGUGACUCAUAAAAAAUGCCACACAUAUCUGGUCUCAUGCUUGUGUAACUACUCAGAAUGACUGAAAACAGAUGCUUAGCACAAGGCAUUUUCUUUAGGGUAAAAAAUGCCUGGAUCCUUGAAGAAAAUGACAGUUUUGCUAGACAGGGAAGCAACAACAUACGGUAAGUGCUUCUUUCCAAAGAAAGGUAACAUUGAAAGUUGAAGAAGGAAAAGAUAUUUAGUGAUAAAAAAUAUCACUAAUAGUUUAGCCUUUUAAUUAAAAAAAGAAAACUUUUUAAGGAAUUGGAUUCCCAAAACCUUUGAAAGAGGAUGAAAUAUUUUUCUACAUUCAGUCCGGAAACAUCAGUUGGAUUAUAUUUUAUUGUUUGUUUUAAUAAAAUGUUACAGCUUUCCAAAAAUUUUGUGGUGGGUAGAUUUAGAAGACAGUGGUUUAAUUCCUCUCCUUCGUGAUUUACAUGCCCUCUUUCCUAUCUGAUCUUUUAGCAUUAAGGAAUUUACAAUUUUUAAUCUUCUACCAUUUGUUUUAUUGAUUGCAUAAAGUAUUUGCAUUUCCCAUUUUUAAUUUUAAAAAGCAACAUAUGUGAUGGUUUCAUAUUUAUUUCUAUAAAUAUUUAAAGUGGUCUUGGAGAAAACAAACUGAGGGGGAUAUUAAGAGUAUAUUUCUAAAAAGAACUAAAUUCCAUUACUUUUCCUCUAAGAAUUCUAAAGUAUUGGAUAUCUGAGGACAGAGUUAGAGUCAUUUGGAAGAGAUUUUUGGAAUAAAGCCUUAGAUAACUGAAUUAGGUGCCUACAUAUUUCUGUUGUAAGAUUUAGUACCAGCAGGUUGAAUUACUUUAUAUUUUUCAGACUUAGGAAUAUUAGUCUUUCUUUCCUUCCCUUCUCCCUGUUUGUUUUAUUGGCUUAGUGUACAUUCUUUUUUACUAUUUAAUAUCUGAAGGAACUCUUUCUGAAAGAUGUUAAACUGUAAGUUAAGUUAUACAGUGGUAAGUCUCCACAAAGAUCUUGGAAGAAUUUGCACACAUUCCCCAUGAGA